GGUUCCUUCCGAAGCCGUCCGCGGCUCAGGUCGUUAAGCCACGAGAGACGAAAACACAAGAACGACGAACGUAGAGGCAGCUCACAAUCUCUCGACUACGACAGCUCACGCACCGCGUCCAUAUACAGGGCCCAUUCCCUCAGCAAAAUGGCGACGCUCUCGCUGAAGAUAUCGCUGGAGGGCGGCAAAGUGGUGAAGACCAUACAGUUCGACCCCUCCACCACCGUCUACGACGCCUGCCGUAUCAUACGAGAGAAGAUUCUAGAAGCCAAUUCUAAUGACCCCAAAGAAUAUGGAUUGUUCCUGGCAUCAGAGGAAGACAACAAAAAGGGCAUCUGGCUGGAAGCGUCCAGGAGUCUGGACUACUACAUGUUGAGGAAUGGUGACAUCCUGGAGUACAACAAAAAGACAAGGAAUCUCCGAGUCAGAAUGUUAGAUGGCACUGUCAAAACCUUGCUCGUAGACGACAGCCAAAUUGUAGCCAACCUGAUGGUGGUCAUUUGCACAAAAAUCGGCAUUACAAAUUAUGAUGAAUAUGGUUUGGUACGUGAAGAGCAGAAAGAAGAUCCAGAUCCGUGCGAGAAACCCAACUACGGAACACUCACCCUCAAGAGGAGACACCAAGACAAAGAAAGAGACGUCAAAAUGGAGCAGCUACGUAAAAAACUCAGAACUGAUGAUGAAGUGAACUGGGUAGAGCCCUCGAAGACUCUUCGGGAGCAGGGCAUAGAGUGGUCGGAGACGCUGCUGCUGCGCCGCAAGCUGUUCUUCUCGGACCGCAACGUGGACUCGCGCGACCCCGUGCAACUCAACCUGCUGUAUGUGCAAGCGAGAGACGCUAUACUGGCGGGCACGCAUCCCAUCACGCAGGAUAAAGCUUGCGAGUUCGCUGGCAUUCAGUGCCAAAUACAGUUUGGAGAUCACAAAGAAGACAAGCACACACCAGGAUUUUUAGACCUGAAAGAAUUCCUCCCGGCCUCGUACAUGAAGGUGAAAGGGAUCGAGAAGAAGGUUUUCAAGGAGCACAAGAAACACGCGGGGCUCAGCGAGCUGGACGCCAAAGUACUGUACACCAAGAGCGCGCGCGACCUCAAGACAUACGGCGUCGCGUUCUUCCUUGUCAAGGAGAAAAUGAAAGGCAAAAACAAGCUGGUGCCCCGUUUGUUGGGCGUGACCAAGGACUCUGUUCUGCGUCUAGAUGAGAAGACCAAGGAGAUAUUGCAGACCUGGCCCCUGACUACCGUGAGGCGGUGGUGCGCCAGUCCCAAUACCUUCACACUUGAUUUUGGCGAUUACAGCGACCAAUACUACUCGGUACAAACGACCGAAGCGGAACAGAUCCUGCAGGUGAUCGCGGGGUACAUCGACAUCAUUGUGCGUAAGCGCCGCGCGCGCGACCAUCUCGGUCUGGACGGGGAUGAGGCGUCCGCCAUGCUGGAGGACUCCGUGUCGCCUUCCAAGGCAAACAUCAUCCAACACGACACAUUCAAGUCGGGUAAAGUGAAUACUGAGUCGGUGGCGAAGCCGGCCGUGCUGCGACCAGGCGCUGAGGGUGCGAAAUCGUUCGCGGUGGGGCACAUGACGAGCGCGCAACAGACCACGGUCUCCGGUCAGGUCAUAACCGGACACACGCCGCCCGCUGCGUCUCAAGUGCAACAAACGCGGGUGACGACCAUACUGACAGAACCGCAGAGGGCUCUGCUGUCCACUAUUACCACUGGACGGGAGAUCAUCAAGCAGACUGAGGAAAGUCUUGUUAGGGCGGCGCUGCCCGACCUCGGCCAAGACGCUGGCUCCAUCAAGUGGAAGCAGAGCACCAUGGACACGAGCAAGCAGGUGGUGACGUCACAGAUCGCCGCCAUGAACGCCGCUACCGCACAAGUCGUGACGCUCACAGCAGGUGGCACCGAGGAGGUAGAUCACACGGCAGUAGGGGCAGCUAUUACAACCAUCACAACCAAUUUGCCGGAAGUGACCAAGGGUGUUCAAAUGAUCGCGGCACUUAUGGAUGACACUGAUAAUGGCGACCGUCUCUUGGACGCCACUAGAAAGCUUUGCAGUGCCUUCACCGACCUGCUCAAAGCGGCUGAACCCGAAACCAAAGAGCCAAGGCAGAACCUUCUUAACGCGGCGUCGCGCGUCGGCGAAGCGUCCACCAGCGUCCUGCACACCAUCGGCGAAGAGACCGAGGAGGACAAGGAGACCCAGGACAAACAGGAGUACGGGGCCGACUUCGAGGUGGACCUCACCGACGAUAACGUCGAGGUCAAAAAGUACGACGACGACAACCUGUACGAGGACGUCGACCCUAACAGCUCCUGGAACAAGAUGUUAGACGUCAUACAGGAGGAGUCCGAGAGCGACUACUAUAGGAGCCUCGACUAUUGUAACACAUUCUUCAAGGGCCCCGCUAAGCGAGACAAUAAUUUAAACGCCGAUAAAAAUGGCGACUACGAGUCGAUUUUGAAAAAUUGUCAGGGCUACCUGGAGGCGGCAGAUAAGAAGGAUAGUUUAGACGGCAAAGACGAUGGCAUUCCGAAUGUCUGUCCCAAAACGAUCUCGGACAAAAUUUACAACUUCAAAAAAGAUUUCUCCCAUCACGAUUAUGUGAACGUAGAUUUUAACAAACCCAAUCACGAUUACGCCAACGUAAACUUCGAUCGACGCACCAAGAACGACCUCCUCCGCGAACAAUUUUUUCUCGCUAACAAAAAUGACGUGAACGACAAAUAUAACAGUCUAAAUGAUAAAAACGAACUCAACAGUAGGUUCAACAAGUUCUGCGACAAAAAAAUCGAGUGCCAGAGCAUCCGCAAUGACGUCACCAAAUCUAACGACGACGUCAAAGUUUCGGGGUCGAUUAAUAUGAAGCUCCUCAACUUGGACAAAUACAAUCGCGUCCUAACGACCACCGAGACGUUCGUAGAGAAAGCCGAAGCGAGCUUCACUAAGAACGUACUCAACAUAAAGAGGAACAAAAAUGACGAUUUCGAAACGUUCAUUAAAAAGAGUGAGAAGUAUUACACAACCGAAAAUAGGGAUAGGCAGACGACCGUACUCAAUAAUGAUUCUAGUAAUGUGCCAAAAGGAAAGACUGAAAUUCGUAUAGUUUAUAAUCCGACAUUUUUGACAACUGGCGACCACUGCGCAAAGGGUUUUUGUCAGUACUGCCGCAAGCGGUGUCGGCGCACCGACUUGAAAUGUUGUCCCAAAUGUGACAUACUACUGUCGUUGGCGAAGGCAGUAGCCAACACGACCGCAGCUCUAGUACUAAAGGCGAAGAAUGUAGCUGCACAGUGCAAGGAUGAGCAGCCGCUACAGAACAGCAUCAUUGCAGCGGCCACACACUGCGCGCUCGCCACCAGCCAGCUUGUUGCCUGUGCUAAGGUGGUGGCCCCAACCCUGCACAACCCCGCGUGCCGCGAGCAGCUGAUCAGCGCGGCGCGGCAGGUGGCGCAGGCGGUGGAGCGGCUAGGCGCGGCGUGUCAGCCCGCGCCGCCGCACGCCGCGCCCGGCCUCCAGCAGCUGGCAGCCGCCGCGCAGCGCGUCACUGAGGAGCUCGAGCGGCUGCUAGCGCAUGCGCAGCGAGAACGACGCACGGCCGUGUCUACAACGGAAGAGACGGUUGAGACAGUCGUGCUGGCUAGCGAGCGCGUUACCGCAGCGCCCGACGCGCCCGAAAUGGUGCGACGUGCCAGACUACUUGGACAGGCCACAGCUAGACUCAUCGCUGAUAUAAAGACUGAAGCAGAGAAGCAGCCAUCGGAGGGACAACGCAAACUUCUAGCGGCCGCCAAACUACUCGCUGAUGCUACCGCGCGAAUGGUGGAAGCCGCCCGUUUGUGCGCGUCUAGUCCACAGGACCGCAAUAAACAAGAAGAACUGAGGAGGGCAGCGGAAGAGCUUCGAUUCAUCACAGUCGACUACGCGCAAGGACAAGACAUUGUUGACGCCCAAGUGGCGCGUCUACAGGCGAGCGCACAACAAGCCGUCUCCAGCGCAACACAACUUGUCACCGCAGCUCAUAACGCCACACAGCACAACACCAAUAAAUACUCGCAGGAGAGUCUGCUCUCUGAAUGUUCUGUGCUGAGCGAGCAGCGCGCCCGGCUCGCUGACGCCGUACGCACCGCAGCCGCGUCGCCCGCCCGCCCCGCCGCGCGUCUCGACCUCAUCACUGCCGCCGAUAACUUCCUUCAGCCAAGCGGGCACGUGGUCCAGGCCGCUCGCAGCGUCCUUCCCACCGUCAGCGACGCACCCGCAGCUAAACAUCUAGCUGAUACAGCGCACGAGUUCACGAGCAGUUGCGCUGAAUUAAGGUCUGCUGUAGGCCGUGCGAGAAUAUCCUGCAAAGGCCUGGAGCUCGAUGCCGCCGCGGAAAUAAUCCGAAGCCUGCAGGCUGAAUUGGACGAAAUGGAGGAAGCCGCAAGAGCAUUGGAACUACGUCCUCUUCCAGGACAAACGGUGGAAUGGGCGAGUGCCCGUGCUCAAGCGGCCGGUCGCGCAGCUGCGUCGGCGACGGCGCGACUCGCGGGCGGUGUGCGACGCGCCGAGCCCGCCAGUGCCGGCCGUGCCGCCGCAGAACUGGCGCAUGCGUUGCGCGAUAUGACCCCGCCCCUGAGAGCCGCGGCUGCGCUACGAGACCAACCGCACCAAUCCACGGUGAUCCAAUCGGGACGACAAAUGUUACAUUCCUCGUUGACGCUGGUCGAGACCGUGAAGAGGUAUAUCAGUAACUCCGAAACAGUAAAUGAAAGUGAAAUUAUGUCUAUGGCAAGGGAAGUCACUCAGAGCAUCGACCAAGCCAUGGAAUCAGUACCAUCUCAUGCUGAGCUAGACGCCGCAAUGGAAGACAUCAAUCAGACCCUUGACAUUCUCAACAUGGGAGAGUUCCCAGUCUCUGAUAAGAGCUAUGGGGAGCUGCAAGCGGAAUUGGGCCAAGCGGCUGCUGGCCUAAGCGCAGCGUCAUCGGAUCUAGUAGGGGCAGUCGAGAAGGGAGACCUGCCUGCCAGUGGCGCCGCAUUUGGUUCCUCCUUUAACCGUCUUAUGGGCGUGUCUGUCGAGUUGGCCGGGCAGACAGAGGACCGCGAAACACGCACGCUGAUGGUUACGUCGAUGAAGACAGUAACGAUUAAUUCGUCCAAGCUGUUGAGCACCGCUAAAUCUGUGAGCCAGGACUUAACGAGACCAAACGCCAAGAACCAACUGACGGCAGCCGCUCGUGCUGUGACGGAGAGCAUCAAUCAACUCGUGGACGUAUGUACGGAGGCGGCGCCGGGACAGAAGGAGUGUGCGGCAGCCAUCCGCAGUAUCCGCAGUGCGGGCGCCGUGCUCGCCGCCCCCUCGCAGCCGCUCAACGACCUCGGCUACUUCGCUUGUCUAGACGCUGUGGUCGAUCAUAGCAAGGAUCUCAGUGAGGGCAUGUCAGGCAUGGCGAGCGCAGUAAAGAAGUCUGAAACGGAACGUUUCUGCCGUAGCGUGAGCGGUGUCGCCUCCGCGGUACAGGGUCUCGUCGAAUGCACGGCUCAAGCUGCUUACUUGGUGGCUGUAUCAGACGAAACAAGCGUCGCAGGGCGUCCGGGCUUAGUUGACCAGGCUCAGUUCGCUCGAGCUGCCCUGGCUAUAGAACAGGCCUGUGCUGUUUUCUGUGAUGGCAAUGCUGAUCUACAACAGGUGUUAGGAGCAGCGACGGUUCUAGCUAAACACACAAGUGCACUGUGCAACGCUUGUCGUGUCGCAUCCGGUCGCUCCGUCGAGCCGCAGAGCAAACGACACUUUGUCGAGGCUGCUAAGGACGUCGCCAACUGUACCGCUGCACUCGUCAAAGAGAUCAAAGCGUUGGACGCUAAUUACUGUGAGGAGAACAAGAAGCGAUGCGCUGCAGCGACCGGACCCCUAGCGGAGGCGGUACGCUCGCUCGUCCAAUUUGCGGACGGGCCGGAAUUUGCGGCCGUGCCCGCACGCAUUUCGCCGUCAGCCAGACGCGCCCAAGAAGCCGUGCUUACUUGUGGACGGGAUAUAAUUUCGGGAUCGUGCUCGAUGCUCGAAGCCGCUAGGGCCCUAGCGUUGACACCGACGGAAAGACCGCAGUGGCAAGCGUUGGCCGCUCACAGCAAGGGACUUUCGGAUAGCAUCAAGUCGCUCGUUACUAAUAUUCGCGAGAAGGCACCAGGCCAGCGAGAAUGUACCACCGCGCUUGAAACUCUGGCCCGACAGCUGCGCGACUUAGACCAAACGGCGUUGCUGGCCGUAGGGCAGGAGUUGGCGCCGCGACGUGCGAACACAUUGCAAGGGUACUCGGAACAAAUCGAGAACAGCGCCGCUGAAAUACUGGAACGGUUGGAGCCGCUGCGCGUGGCGGCCUGCGGGGAGGCGGAAAAUUUGGGACACGCCGUCACACAACUGGUGUCGUACGCGGAGCCGCUAGUUCAGGGCGCGACGGGCGCGGCGUCGCAGACCACGGAGUCAGUGGUGCAGACGGCGAUGCUGCAGCGCACGCGCACCGUGCUAGAGACGCUGUCGCUGCUGCUGCAGGCGGCGCAGCGCGCGGCCGGCAACCCCAGGGCGACCGGCGCUCACGGCGAAGUGGACGCUCAGGCGACGCUGGCCCGCUCCGCGCUGUCGGAGCUGAGCUCCACCGUGCGCGAGCUGAGCAGCCAGCACGGAGCUGUCGGGCCGCUGCUCGAUGCCGUUGCCAGAGCGUUGGCUCGACUCACUGAGCACAGGAUGUCACUGAUCAGCAACUACGAUGAGACGGAUUCGUUUGUGGACUACCAGACAAGAAUGGUGGGCGCUGCGAAAGAUAUUGCGCGCCUUGCAACUGAUAUGACGGCGAAGGCAGCAACAGAACCGUCGAAGCUCGUGGAGGUCGGUAAUGAGAUGUGCGCCAAGUACGAGCAGCUCGCCACAGACAGCCUCGGCGCCUCCGCCACUACACCCAACGCGGACAUAGCUAAUAGGAUCCGCGUAGCAGCAGUAGAACUCGGCGAGGCGGUGUCGGAGCUCGUGCGGGCGGGCGGUCACUGCCGCGUGUCCGCCAUAGCGCAGAACCAGCGCGCAGUGGCGGACGCAGCGCGGCGCGUCAACGAGAAGGCGGUGGGCGUGCUCGGCGCGCUGCAGGCGGGCUCCCGCGGCACGCAGGCCUGCAUCGACGCCGCUGCUACCAUAGCUACCAUCAUUGGAGAUCUGGAUACCACCAUACUGUUCGCUAGUGCAGGUACUCUUCAAUCUGACAAAGAGGACGAUACGUUCUCAAAUCACCGCGAAAAUAUCUUGAAGACGGCGAAGACCUUGGUAGAGGACACGAAGACGUUAGUGGGCGGGGCCGCCGGCACUCAGGAGCAGCUGGCCAGCGCCGCGCAGAGCGCUGUCGCUACUGUCGUGCAACUGUGCGAGGUGGUGAAGCAAGGUGCGGUGUCGCUCGGCUGUGGCGGCGGCGGCAGCGCUGAGCCCCAAGUACUCGUCCUGCACGCUGCCCGCGACGCAGCCGCCGCACUCCGUGACUUGACCGCCGCAACCGCCGCCGCCAGCGGCAAACAUCACCACCAUCCUGACAUGGAGAGACUCAAACACGCUGCCAGGCGGCUGUCCGAACCGAAGCGGUGGAGUCUACCCGUCAAAACUAACACGGUCCCCCGAAGCAAACGGCGGUCCAUCAAUCCGCGUGAUUACAACUCGUGCGAUUCCGAGACCGAUAUCAACCAGUCCGACCAGGAGGAGGAGCUGCUGAAGCUCCUGGAUUACUCCAGCCAAGACGAUGAUAUUUCACCGACUAUAUUUUACGAUAGUUGCGAAGAAAUGAUCACAUACAUAGAGAGCCGUAUGCUAAAUUCACCGAAGAGAGAAAUAAACGAGGACGUUAACGUCAGAUACAAUCUCGCUGCUAGAAAUAGUCUGUUCGAUAUGGAUUGGCGCGUGGUUAAAUAUGGGGAGAGUAUAUUUUUGGGCGAACUGAGGAAAAUGAUAGACCUAUACUUGGAUUGUGCAGAUAGAGCCGUCCGGAGAAGGAAAAGGAAGGAGGAGGAAAUGAAUACUGCUAAUACGGAGCUAGAUAGAGAGAUGAAGAGAUUGUCCCAAAUAGUAGAAGAUUUAGAUUACGAGGAAGUCAUUAGCAAAAGAAUUAAAACCACUAUUAGUACGAUUACAACGACACAAAAGACACACGAGCCUAAAUCUGAACCGACGAAGCUUACGAGCCCCGUGUUUAAGGUCAGAAAAGUAAAACCUAUCAAAUUAGAACUGAAAAGUCCAGAAGUAAUUGAACCUACUAAAGAGCCUGAGAGGGAACCUAAUAGAAUGGCAAAUGACACUGUAGCUAUCAAAGCAAAUGAAAAUAAAACUAAAGAAUUUUGGGAUAUGUUUAAAGAUGAUACGGAGUCUUGGAGGGCGCUGGCAAAAAGAAACUUAGAAAAGAUGGAGGAGACUAGAAAGGAGUUGGCUCGGUUUAGCGGCCACGAACUAGUGUUGGGGGAUAUUAAAUUUGAAAUGGAUAAGUAUGAAAAAGAGAAGAAAACAUUGGAAAGUUUCAUUCACGAUGUAGACAUGUCGAAGAUAAGUAACAUAGAUUUGGAAUACGAUAAAAAGUAUGAGGAUAUGGUCCUUAAGCUAAUAGAGUUCGCCAAAAAAGAUUUUAUAUUUAAAGGUUUCGAUCCUUUGAUAGAACAAUUAAAACUUCUAUCCAAUGUUCAAAUUGAUCGUAGAAAGAGAAACAUAAAUAUACACGAAGUUUUAGAUAUUUAUAAUAGAAUCGAUGUGUCCAAAUAUACGUAUCAAGAGUUAUGUCUUCUAGAAAAGUAUUAUACCGAAAUAAUAAAACGAUAUCAAACAGAGCAAAACGGUAAAGAAAAUAUAGUUCCUAAUGAUCAAGACGGUAGACAGUCUGCGCCUCCGACUUAUCACAGAAAUGUUAUUCUAAACGUGAACUCCCAGCAGAAUAUCACUAAGAACAUUAACCACUAUAGCAAUAGAACGAUAUGUCAUUCUAAUAGCUUAGAAAGAAUUAGAGACAAGCACCAGAAAUCUAGAAACAGCCUAGAAAUUUACGACUUGACGCGCACAUAUCCAAUGCAAUACUAUGCGAACAAUUGGUGGACAAUUUAUGAGGAUAUUCUCAAAAAUCGCGAGCAGCAAUUCGGCACUAUCGAUAGUUGGUGGAAUUUCUACGAGUCAGUUCUCAGUAACAAGGAUACUAGCAGCGAGGAUAUAAAGAGAAUAAAAGCCAUCGUGGAAAAGAGAACGCGCAGAUCUCGACCCAACAGCAGAAUGGAAGAGCAAUUAAAAAUGCUGGACGAGGUCAACAACUCGCGAUUCCACGAGACCGAGGACGUGAAGAAGAGCAGCGACGAAUCGGUGAUGGUGACUAACGUGACGUCACUGCUGAAGACUGUCAAGGCCGUGGAGGACGAACACACCAGGGGGACGAGAGCGCUCGAGUCCACCAUCGAAGCGAUCUCACAAGAAAUCGAGAUCCUGAUGUCCCCGGCGGCGCCGAAGUGCACUUCCUCACCCGAGGAGCUGGUGCGGUGCACGCGGCUGAUGACGGCCGCGACGGCGCGCGCGGUGGCGGCGGGCGGCGCGAGCGGCGCGGGCGGACAGGACCAGCUGACCGCUGCAGCCAACCUCGGCCGCAAGACUGUCGUCGAUAUGUUGACUGCUGCUAAGGGCGCCGCGCACGCAGCGGAGAGCGACGAGAUCCGUCAACGGACUUUAGAAGCGACGCGCGCGGCGGCGGAGGCGUUCCGCGCGCUGCUAGCCUCAUUGCUGCCGCCCGCCAACCGCGCCGCGCUGCCAGACCGCUCGCGAGCCGUCGCGCUCGCUGUCGCCGACAUACUCGCUGCUGCUGAGCUGCUCAAAGGCACGGAAUGGGUGGACCCCGCGGACCCGACCGUCAUUGCGGAACAAGAGCUGUUGGGCGCCGCUGCCUCCAUCGACGCUGCCGCGCGCAAACUCGACUCGCUGCGCCCGCGCAACUUGCGAUCACAGGAAACCGACGAGACGCUCAACUUCGACGAGAUGAUAUUGGAGGCGGCCAAGUCCAUCAUCGCUGCUACUUCCGCGCUCGUUCGUGCUGCUUCAGCCGCGCAGAGAGAACUUAUUGAUCAGGGUAAAGUGGCUCGUCGUCCUGCAACGUCGUCGGACGACGGUCAGUGGUCGGAGGGUCUAGUGUCGGCAGCACGGCUUGUGGCGGCGGCGGCGCACGCGUUAGUAGAGGCCGCCAACGCGCUCGUGCAGGGCGCCGCCUCCGAGGAGCGCCUCAUCUCCAGCGCGAGACAGGUCGCCUCCUCUACCGCGCAGCUGCUGGUUGCCUGCAAGGUGAAGGCGGACCCAUCGUCGGAGUCGACGCGACGCCUACAAGCGGCGGGCGCGGAGGUUAUCCGCUCGACCGACAACCUGGUGCGCGCGGCCCGCGACGCCAUACACUGCGACGACGAGCGCUCGCUCGUGCUCAACCGACGUAUGGUCGGCGGCAUCGCGCAGGAGAUUGAUGCUAGAUCGGAGGUGCUCCGUAUCGAGAAAGAGCUGGAGGAGGCGCGCGGGCGGCUGACGGCGAUCCGCCAGGCCAAGUACAAGCUGCGCGACACGUCGGGCGAAGACACCGACACUGACCACGACCACUCGCUGCCGCACAGGUUCAAAUCUCCGACGAGCAGCUUCGCGAACACCACGUACAGCCCGAACAGCACGUACGCGACGCACAACACCACCCACAACACCACACUCAACACCACGCACAACACCACACGCGACGCCCCGCACAACAUCAGCCAACACGUGUCCAACCUCAGCCACCACGUGUCCAACCUGAACCACUCCAUCCACGGCUCGCCCGGACAGAACGGGUACGACAAGCAGCCGCAGAGCCCCUCGUUCUCGAGUUUCCGACCUCAAGACGAAACUCCCAAGCAGAACUAUGAGGGGUUCACGACUCGGGCGGAGUCGGUCGUCGUCAAGUCGGGGUCGCUGCCUGUCGCGCGGCCCGCCCGGCCCUCCCCGCCCGCGCGGCCCGCGGACCCCGAGCGCAUAUUCUACCGGCGCGAGAGGCCGCCCCCGCCGCCGCCGCGCCGCCUCUCCCACCUAAACUACGAGACUCGACUCUACGACACCCCGCGCCCGGUCAACGAAUACUAUUCCAAAACUGACGACCGGCGAAACUACGAGUCCAGCCAGUACUACACCGAGGAGCAGAAGUUCGGGUACGACUCGGUCGCGCCGCUCAGCCCCAAGUUCAACGCCCGGGAUCUAAAGUUCGACGUAAAAUCCGAGCCGAUAUACUCCUCGCUGAGGAAGCCCUCCAACUUCGACGGCGUGGGGCAGACGUUCGCCGAGCACCAGAAGUCCACGGAGGCGAUUCCCGGGGGCACGAAGCACUCGGAGUACUCGGUCCGGAGCGAGUCCUACCGGAGCUACCCGAAGACCGAGGUCAUCACGACCGAGUCGAGGCGGGAGGUCAAGUCGCCGUUCGCGACUUCGACGCCCUCCAAGUUCGAGCGGACGGAGUACUCCGACUUCAAAAACGUGAACACGGUGAAGGUGCCGACGCCCGAGUUCGAGAGGAUAUCGUCCCCGGCCGGCAGGGAGGUGCGCAGCGCCGCCGGCCCCGACUUCCUCGAGGAGACCACCACCGAGGUGAAGGAGAUCCCGAACGGCACGCAGAAGAUCACCACCACCAAGAUCUACAGCUCGUCGCCCGUCAACAUGACCAGCACCAGCACGCGGUACGAGCCCGUCAAGCUGGAGGGCAUCGACGAGCUCGCCAAGUCGUUCGACGACGACUCGCGCUACGGCACGCUCGACUCGCGCUUCGGCACGCUCGACUCCAAGCUCAGCUCCGACACGAGCCGCUCCUUCAUGCGGCCCUCCGACUUCCAGUCCUCCGACUACCGCGCGACCACGAGCAUCACCAACGUCAAGAAGCCCGCGGAGCUGGCCAAGGAGGUAGACUCGCUGGACAGAAAGUUCUCCAAGCAGACCGUCACGUCGGAGACGAUCGAGCGCAAGUCGGUGAUGACCAGCUCGCACAAGUCCGAGUCCAGCUCCACCGUCACCAAAAAAUUCGGAAACUUAUAAAGGUUUGGCCGCUUGUCGUUCUGCUUGCGUAGUGUUAGUAGAUGUAAAUUAGAUGUCGCAUGUGUGGUUGCGUCUUGUUUUGUUAUUUAAUGUUAUGUACAAAAUUUUAUAUGAUUGACUUUAACCACGCGUAGAGGGAGCACGAGUCAGCGAAGUUGGACCGAGCAUUUUGCAGCUUCGUUUUAUGUUUGACGCUUUAAAUUAUUUUUAAAUAUGAUCUGACGACGAAUGUGAGCGAGUGCCUCGAGAAUUUCGGAAAAUAAUUAUUGGUGAGAGGUGCUAAAAUUUGAAGAUUAUUAAUUUGUUACAUUUCGUCUAGAUUUAUUAGCGAGUGGGUCUCACUCGAAGGAAAGAAAUUUUGACAAAAAUUAUGAUGUAUUUACUUACAAAUUGAUAAAUGUAUUUGUUUGUCUCGACGUUGAAUCUUCUCACAAAGUGCUAGCCCCGCCGGGGUCCUUAUAUACGAGAUGCCUUUAAUAUUAUUAAUUAUUAUGUACUAGAUGUUAUACAUUAAAUGAGCCUAGCUAUUUUAGGAAUUUUAAAAAUCCCGUCAGGUGCUUAAUGAAGCUUGUAUUUAUGAAAUUGACAUAACUUUUAUAAAAAUAAAAAUUACCUCAAUAUGAUACCUAAAGCGAUAUAUUUGAACUCGUUCUUUUAAAAACGUUCCGUUAUCGAUGUUUCCUACAGAUACUAUCGCCCGAACAGCAAAUAAUAUAAUAAUUCAAAUACUUUCAUAAUAAAACGUUUUAAUCAUACCGAGCAUUUUUAGCCCUUAUUCAUAGGAAACAUCGAUUUAUUGACUGGGUCGAGUGUUGAUCCGUCAGCGAGUCAUGCCGAGUGCAACUAAAUAUGACGGUCUUGUCAUUAUAUAAACGAAAUUGUGCCAUAGUUUAUAAUAAUUAUAAAUAUAAAUGUGUAGCUGUGUAGUGUAUCGUGGUGCAUUAUUAUGGUAACUAUUUUAACAUUUACCUGCUAUUAACUAUAAUAAAUUGAAAGUUAUCAUUUUAUAUCGAAUGUUAAAAGUGCAAUCGGUAUAAAAUGUAUGG
This is a messenger RNA of Aricia agestis (brown argus), 13112 nucleotides long. It is a transcript of the gene rhea, whose product is annotated as talin-1. The record is from RefSeq and is a predicted model, not a curated record. Gene Ontology annotation, biological process: cell-cell adhesion. The transcript has 59 exons. Gene Ontology annotation, molecular function: structural constituent of cytoskeleton; integrin binding; actin filament binding. Gene Ontology annotation, cellular component: cytoskeleton; plasma membrane; focal adhesion. Lineage: Eukaryota; Metazoa; Arthropoda; Insecta; Lepidoptera; Lycaenidae. The coding region runs from base 148 to 12066 and encodes 3972 amino acids.